This is a messenger RNA of Zootoca vivipara (common lizard), 1481 nucleotides long. RefSeq names its product mannose-binding protein. Lineage: Eukaryota; Metazoa; Chordata; Lepidosauria; Squamata; Lacertidae. The record is from RefSeq and is a predicted model, not a curated record. Gene Ontology annotation, cellular component: multivesicular body.
AUUUCCCCACCACCACCACCAUUCCAAGCGGAACAGAAAUCCUCCCCUUUCUUGGCUAGCCUUCAUCUCUCUUCAAAUCAGCUGAGCUGUUUCACUUGAUCAAGGAAACAUAUGAGGAUCUGGUAUGUAUCUUCAAAUUUUCAUCACCUUGAUGCUGGGGACAUCGCCGGCAUUGACCACUGCUUCUGAAACAAACACUUGCACAGUAAUGGCAUGUGGCAACCCAGGAAUACCCGGUUUACCAGGAAGAGAUGGAAAAGAUGGUGCCAAAGGAGAGAAGGGAGACCAAGGCGUCCAAGUGAGGGGCCAACAGGGUUUUCCUGGGAAGGCAGGGCCUCCUGGAUUGCCUGGAAUUGCAGGGCCCCCGGGCCAGAAAGGACAAAAUGGAGAAACGGCAGACAUUACUUCCACUCAGCAACAAGUAACUGCUUUGGAAAAGCAAGUGCAGACUCUUCAAGCUGACCUUAGCAAGUACAAAAAGAUUGUGAUGUUGCAGCAGGUGAAAGUCGGAGAGAAAUUUUUUGUUUCAAUUGGAGAAGCAACUUUCUCCAAUGGAAAAAGACUGUGUGAAAAUGGAGGGGCAGCCCUUGCCAGCCCGAAGAACGCAGCAGAAAAUGCAGCCUUGGCAGAAAUAGUAAAGAGGAAUUCGAAGGCUGUUUUUCUCGAUAUCAACGAUAUCCAGACUGAAGGGAGAUUCGUGUAUCUGAAUGGAGCACCCCUACGUUACACAAAUUGGAAACAAGGAGAGCCCAAUAACUAUGGUAAUAAAGAGGACUGUGUUGCAGUACUUGACGAUGGACUGUGGAACGAUUUGGAUUGUGAACGGAAAACACUGAUUGUUUGUGAACUGUAACUUCUCCCCCCAAAAGAUGCCUAACCCUGUGGGUGCCUGUGCUCACAGUUAUUAACAUAAUAGCACAACAAAUCUGCAGUUUUUAAGUUUGGGGCGGAGAGAGAGGUGGUUUCUAAGAUAGUUAAAAGUAGCAUGACAGAAGGAUUAUUUUCUGCUGCUCUGCACACACAGCUUUUGUGCCACAAUAAUCUUUGGCCAAAAGGCUUUUUCAGCUUCUUGAAAUGUUACAAAAAGCUGCAAAACAUAUUUAGCAGAAUGAUAGAGAGGGCAACAAUGCUUCUAUUGCACCACUUUCAGCCUGAGGGAGGGGGCUCCUGUCAGUCUGCCAACCUCAAUGACGGAUGUGCCAUUUUAGGCUAGAGUGCCAUAUGCAAAACCACCACCCACGAACCUUAUUAGUCUAAUUUGCAGAAUAUUCAAAUAUGUUAUUAAUUGUGGAAAACCAUUUAACUUCAUCAACAUGCCUCAUCUAUGCCUAGAGAUGUGCACCUGGAAAGGCUGGAGACCUGCCCUUCUGUUGUCGUUUUCACAAAUUUAAAGCUGUAUUUUCAUGAAUCUCUUUCAUGUGCUAGAUUCUGUUCUGGUGUAAUUGCAGCCAUGUGAUGAAUAAAUAGAACUGUUUAUAUGU